GUCAAAGGUGGCAUCAACCCAUGGUGACCAUAAUAUUUAUGUAAGUGAGGUAAAAACUGGACGAUGCAUCUGCACCCUCGAAGGUCAUCCCAGAACUCCCUGGUGUGUAGCUUUCCAUCCUGCCUCAAAUGAGAUAAUUGCCUCGGGAUGCCUAGGUGGUGAAGUAAGAGUCUGGGAUCUAAAGGGAGGCAGUGAAGUUUGGACCACAGAGAAAAACACAGUCAUCGCAUCACUAGCCUUCCACCCAACAGAUCAAGUACUUGUCAUAGCAACUUUUAAUGAAAUUUAUUUUUGGGAUUGGUUUCAACCACACCCUUUUGCUAAGAUAUCUACUGCAGAUGAAAAAGAGAAAGUCAGGUACGUUAAGUUUGAUCCACUUGGUCACAAACUCAUCACUGGCAUUGCAAACACAUCCCACGAUCGACAGAGCCAUGGGGCCAGUAGAACCAGUGGGUGCACAAAUGGCUCAUUCCCUUCACAUUCAGAAUUAGUAGAAAGGGAGCAGCAGCUUUCACAUCGUUACAACCAAUUAUCAAGCCAGUAUCUUAACCUGAUGUCACGAUAUGAAGCCCUUACCAGCAGAAAUUUUAAUAAUGUGCCGAGAACAUCCAGUAGAAUUGAUAGGGGCACAGACCCGAUAGAUCCACCUCCAACUCAAGGGCAACAAGCUCUGCUCAACCAGGCUAGACAGUUUGCAAGACAAGUGACUGAGGAGAGGAGAGCAACUUUACAAAGUCAAGAAUCAACAGGUGAAAUAUCAAGGAACAGAACCACAUGGGGGUCCCAAGACUUACAUUCUGGACGGGAUUCACAAGCCACUAAUGACCUAAAUGUGAGACUGGAGGAGGACUAUGGUCUUAGUGCAGUGCGGACUCUGAGACAGAUCAUUAGUGAUGACAGUGCAUCAUCUUCAAGUUUAGAUUCCAGCUCAUCUGCGACGAGUGGUACAAGUGGAAUCUCCGAGAGAAAUACUCGCCUUUCACUCCUGUGGACCUCAAGGCUUCACCGACCAGGGCAGGAUUCUGACAGUGCGGGAGAGGCUUCUAGUGUACAGAGUUUAGGGGAUAAUGCUGUCAGUGGGAUGGGGGAUCUCCGAGCACCAAUGGGUGGGGAGGAAGGGGUUACAGGUAGUAGGAGAGGAGACAAUUUUGUUCUUGAUCGUAGAAAUUACAGACGAACUGAUGAUAGAGGCAGUGAUGAGGAUGAUGUAACAGUAGGUCCUGUUGGACCAAAUCUUCGAUCAACAGGGUCUCAAUCAGAGCGUCAAGGUACUUUGUGGGGUUACUUCACAAGUAAUGGUUCUGUGAUCCAACCAGGACGCUCAAGAGUGCCUAGGGAAAACAGAACUGAAACAGAAAUUGAAAACAGUGGUAAUAACACUGCUGAAAAUGUUAUUGGUAGUGAUGAACCAGAAAACUCGCAAGAAAGUGCCGUACAACAAAGUGUUGAGAACAAUGGUGCACCUUCUAGUGAUCCACAUAUACUCUCUCAGAGUACAGGAACAGCUCCUGCAACAAGGGGAACUGAUCCUGUGAGACUCGGCAACACUGGGGAGAUUCCUCCAAGUGAUGCUAAUGAGGAUCUUGCAGUGCCUGGGCCAUCAGGGUUGUCUGGAAUGCCACGCUCUCAGAUGUCUUCACUUUCUUCUGCGACGAGGUACCCAAGGUCUUCGUCAUUAGAUCCACAGUUUGGAGUACAACUUCUUAGUCGUCACAUUGAGAAUAUGCAAAGAAUAUGCAGAGCACAUUUAGAAAUAACGCGGCAUAGACAUGAGAUACUUCGCCUUCAGCAGAUCCGUUCUAUGUUAUAUGAUAUCCAGCACCAGAUACAUUCUCUGAGGGUUUCUGUUGACCAGUCUAUGGAGGAUUUAAAUGGUCCAUCAGCAGACAGCCCUCCUACAACCAGCCAGAGGGUUGGUAUUCCUAAUGAAGAUGACCCUAGUGCUCAGCCACCCAGCCUUGGUCCUAGUGAUAACGUGUCCUCUCUGCCUCUGAUUCGUCACUGGUCCAGAACAAGCCCCAGGACUGUAGCCCGGCUGCAGCGGGGACCUUUUGGAACCAGAACACGUUCUAGACAUUCCCACAGACCCUGGGUGAUGUCUCCGUGCAUGCUUCGUCGCAUUCCUCGUCGCCGUGCUGUCCGCACUCGUCUUACUUUACCUGGGCUAUCUGCAUCCCAUCAUGGAGCAAGUGGAGCACUGGGAGGGGGGCUGGACAGGACAACCUCUCCAACAAGAGGAUUAAUAGAACCUGGAGCAUCAGCAUCAGGCACCGGAGCAGUGAUUGGGCCUCUGCCAACACCACCACCUGAUCAAGGAGAUUCUGAGGAACAACCCAGGGAUAUAGUGCGCAUUAUAUCUGGCAACCAGUAUGGUGCACACACUCGCACACAUCCCCAGAUAUUACAUCAUUCGUUUGAGCGACUUCAGGAACGGUUACGAGAAAGACAAGAAGCGUUAGAACAGCAGGAGAGACGUCUACAAGGCUUCCUUAAUGCAUCAUCACCUGCUUCAUCUACAACAUCAUCUGUAACUUCAUCUGCAUCCCAGGAUCAUGAAGAAGACCCACCAAGUCCACCAGAACAAUAUCGUCGAGCUGGUCCGCCAACUACAUCCUUAGCAUCAAGAAUUGCAAAUAUGAUAGCUCAUCAAGUUGCUAAUGGUGCCAGUACAAGUACUGCUGGUUCAGAUCAUGAAGGCACAAAUCACCAAAAUGAAACAUCUGAUACCUCUACAACCAUGAAUGAUAGAUCAGCAACACGUGCACUAAACAGGAAUGCAGCAGGUUCAUCAACUAGGUCUCCUGCUAGUUCAACACGUAGACCUCCACAUCGGUCUUCAGACAGGCCGCUGAGUGUGCCAGAUAGACCCAAUGUAGAGCCAUCCUCAAGUUCAUAUGACAGAUUAAAUGAAAGGAGGUCAAGUGGGAGAAGUGAUGGGCCAUAUGAUAGGUUGUCAGACAGGUGGUCAGAUUUGGAUAAUAAUGGGCUGCCAGUGAGAAGCUGUGCUAGACAGCAUGGUAGAAAUAGUGAGAGAUUGUCUGAAAGAACAAUGGAAUCAGCAAGUCCAUGGGGUGGGCUUCCCCCUUCUCGAAGGCCUGUUCCUCCAGGACCUCCACCAACAGUACCCCCGCCUUUGCCGCAGUUGGAUGAGACUGAGGCCCAAAGCAAUGAUUUAAAUAAUAACUCUAGUCCAUGGCACAAUGCAAGGCGUCGCUUACGACAAGACAUAAUAAAUGCAAGGAGAGAUUCGGUUGGUCGUAUCCCUGGGAACUCUGGAGGUCCAGUUCGUUUACCCAUGGCAGCUCUUAGGUCUCGUCACAUUACUACUGAACGAAUUUUAUUAAGAGAAGGACUCCGAAGGGAGAGAAGAGAUCGUUACAGGCAAAUUCUGCAGAGAAUGGCUGACCGCCUGAACAGUCUUGUAAACCAAGAACAAGAACAGCAGCAGCAGAGGCAGCAGGAAAGGCAUCAGUCCUCAGACUCUGCGGAGGGAGAGCAAGAUAGUUCUAGCAGUUCAAUGGAUAACCACAUGCAGAAUUUGCGGCUAUUAGUUCGAUUGGCACUUAACCUUAUUUACCAACUUCUGAACUUCAUAUGCAACCAAAACAUAUCGUAUGAGGAACGUCCCAUUUCAAGACUCCCAAAUCCAUUCCGAGAUGAGGAAUUGGGUGCAAUUGGUGAGAGACAAAGAGGUGAUCUUCCCCCACCUAUGAGUUUGGAUUUAGAGCCUGGUCUUCAUAAUUUAACUACUCUUCUGGAAACUGUGCGUAUGGCUAGUGAAGAAUUAAGAAAUGAUGGAGUAGGAGGCAGUGCAGGAGAGCCUGCCCCACCACAGGAUAGCACAAGACCCAUAACAAAUGUUCCAAGACGGCUAACAGACUUCCUGAGACGAUCAGGAAAUUUGGCACGUCAGCAGGACCAAAAUAGUAGGCAAUCUGGUUGGAGUGGCAGCUCUGGUGCAAACACUCCUCGGCCACACUUGGUGAUACCAAGGAUCACUCUCAGUGACCCCAACGGGAGUGAGAGUCAAGUAGAGGAGGAGAAUGCUGCAGCAGCAAUAGUUUCAUCAUCAGCCUACAAUGAUGCUGCAGAAUUUAGUACAAGGUCUGUGGCAGGAGUGCCAUUAAGGCUGCUUGGACGUCAGUAUGCUGUAGACAGACGAAGCCCAGACUCAGAAGAUUCUCCAGGUCCUCCUGAUGGGGUUCAGGAGGGGCCAAGCCAGCCUUCAGAUCCACCAUUCCCAUGGAGAGGUCUUCUAGCUCCUUAUGAUAUUGGACUACCAAGAGCAGAAGUGAGCUUCCGUCCGAAUUUAACAAGGGCACCACCAGAUCGAGCUGCUGAAAGAGAAGCUGAUAAUUUCUUUAGUAGACCUUACUUUGCACAGCACUUUGGAGCAACGAGGAACAUGUCUGCAUCAGUGGUUACGCAUCGGAUUCAGGCUUGGGACUUUACGCAUUACAAUAUUCCUGAAAUUUCUGACAGUGCUGCUAAUGUGGUUGUUAGAAAAUGUAAAAUCCACAAUGAUGCGAGUGUUGACAUCUCGGUUGAUGGAACCAUGUUGGCUGCCCUUGUGCCAGAGAGCCAGGCCAUGACCAUGGUCGGUGUUUACAGCUUGAGAGAAAAGUCACGUGGGCAACUUCUCUAUAGCUACAUUUUUGCACCCAAUACCAUCUGUGUCAGCCUCUCUCCAGUGGCACGGCAUUUAGUCGUUGGAUUUGCAUCACACACACCACGAUUUGUUUCACAUCAUAACACCAAGCAGGUUGUCGCACAAAUAUACAAGUUAUGUGACAAUCCUAUGUUUUAUGGCCGAGGACAAGCAGGACACCUACAGUUUCUGAGGGAUAUAGAAGUCAUGAGUGAUCACCGGCACACCUCUUUGAAUUGCAUCCGAUGGCUCCCAUACCCAGGCCAGGGGCUCAUCUAUGGCACCAACAGGGGGCAAUUAAAUAUCCUACGUUGAUCCAGCAGUUUAUUUCUGCAAGCUUGAAUUUUUCUUACAAGUUUCACUCACACAAGCAUUGUGAAACAGUAGUCCAUCAUACCCCAUUAACAAUACAAAGACCUGUGAUAUAUGAAAUUGUCACUGUAAUAGUAAUGUAUCUCCAGGUUGAUGUACUUUUAUUUUUAUUUUUUUAUUGGAGGGCAGUAAUUCAGUUUAGAUAAAUAUUUAUUUGUGUUAAGCAUUAAUUAGUCUCUAGGUUUAUUUGCUAUUGAAAUUUACAGAUAGUAAUGUAAAUUUAUUCUUUUAGACCGGGUAACUUUCUGUUGUUGAAAUGUUUGCUUUUUAUGAAACUUGUUAAACACCAGAAGGUUCAGAAGUAGCAUAGUAUAUGUUCAGAAGAAGACCAAUAUUUGUAUCCUUUUCCAGUUAAAAGUGUGCAUUAGUAUGAUGGGUUUGCAGAUUUAAAAUAUUGUAAAUUGAAUUACUCUUUCUAUAUGAUCUUUACUGUGUAUUGUAGGUAUUUAUUUAAUGUUAAACAUUGCAAUGAACAGUUAAGUUAUUUAUGUGCCAUAUAGAUAUGGAGAGUGUUAUUAGAAUGUAUACAAUGUAAAGAUAUUUUAUGUUUUAGAUCCAUCAGAAGGAGCAAUGAUUUUUUAAGGAGACAAAAAAAAAAGACUAAACAAUUUCUUCAUGUUAAAAUAAAUAAGAUACUAGUAUUUACAAGUACCACUGAAUUAUCUGUAUACUGAUAUACACAUUGUAUACGGUAAUAGAGGAAAAUAUUAAACUACUAUAGAUUUUCGUAUCUUGUUUGACAGUUUAAUAUUUUUUUUGUGUUGUUAAAUGCAUAUAUUUUUUUUCUUGUUUUAUUUAAUCAUCUUAUAAUGCAACUGCUUACAUUGUCAUUGGUCAGUAAUAUAUGGUGGAGAUGUGUAAAUGAAUUUUAAAUAGUACCAAAGAUUUGUUUUAUCUUUCUUUUCUCUUUUUUCCUGGACUUAUCUUUUAGAUAUUUCCACAGUUGUUAACAGGAAAUGACACACCAUCCCACAGUAUAUCCUCACUGCUUAUACAGGAAAAUGUAUAUAGUUCAGUACCAGUGAAAAACAAGUUAUUUACUCUGUUUUUUAUAUGAUUUAUAACUUCCUCUUCCAUUGGCAUUAUGCUUUUGGAGUAUGAUGACUUAGAAUCUGGAAUUAAAAUCCUGAAACCAUGUCACGUAUAUUUAAAAACAAAAGUUUAGUUUGUUCUCACUCUUUUAGGCCUACAGUUUGUUUCUUCAUCUGUAUGUUCUUGUAACAGAAUUACAUGCACUAAAGUAAUAUUAAAUAUGUGCAUGUUAGGGUUCAAGGUACAUUGAGGUUAUGGCACAAGGAUGUUUUACAUAUUUUUUGUAGAUUUUUUUUCUUCUUAGUUUCCUAUUCUUUCCUCUUCUUUCUUUUCUUUCAUUUUUCUUCUUUCCUUUUUUCUUUUUCACGUGUUAUAUGUGUGGGCAAUAUUUCAUCUCUAAGUUUCACUUUUGUACAGUAAUCCUGUGCUCAUACAGGAAAUUGUAUUUAGGUAUCAGUACCAGUGAGGUGGAAUAUAUUUUCCUUUUUAUAUGUAAUGUAUUAUUUUCCUUUUACACAUGAUUAUGAUAUGGGUUAUUGAGAACAUGAUACAGCAUUUAAAGGCCAAGUUACUCUUAUUGAUGGAUUUUUAACUCUAAAGCUGCUUUAUUCAUUAAGGUGAAUUCUAAGUGUGUAGUACAGCAACUUGAAGGAAGUCUUUACUCUGGUGUUUUUUAAGGUUCCAAAUCACAGCAUUUAUAAAUUAGUUAUAUUUCUGUUGUGGUUUUUUGUCAUAAAUAUAAUUUAUUUUGUUACUUGGUUGUUUGACUUGACAAAAUAAUACUUCAUUAUUUAUAAACCUAAAGGGACAUGUGUACACAACCAUAAGCACCAAAUUUCAGAAUAGAGCUGCCAUUGACCAGGUUAGUGAACACCACUAAUUAUCUGUGUCGGGAUUGCAGUUGUCAGCAAGUUUACUUGGAAAGAAGCUUCUGAUCAUGCUAUCCAUGUUACUCAUAUUUCAUAAUAUUCAUUAUUGACAUACGUGAAUUCACAGGUGCAGCCAAGGUCAUAUGUUUCUUAACGCUCUUUUGGGAUCAGGGAUGGAUGGCAACAUAGGAAUAGGAUUUUUUUUUUAACCCAAUGCCAAUGGGAGCUUCAUGCACUAUAAUGCACACUAAGUGUAUCCAGCUGCUCAAGGGAAUAUUAGGAGAAUAUAACUUUCCCUCUUUUUCUAUGCAUUUGGCUAUAGCAUAUAUGAUUAUACAAUGAAGAAGGCUAAAAUGCGACUUCAAACUUACAGUUGAAGGGCCGUAGCAAAACAAACUAACAAUUGUUUAGUGCAAACAAUGUUAGUGGGCUCUGCAUGUGGAGCAUAAGUGUACAUACCACCUGGAGAAGAGGCCAUCCAUGCCAUGGCAUGUAUGUACAUGCCACCCAUUGGCAAAGGAUUAAUGAAUGAAUGAAUGCACCUUUUUUAAUGAACGAAAGUAUAUUGAUUGAAUGCCUGAGAUCUUAGCUUAAAUAUUAGCUGAAAAAAUUGUCUUUGUAAUGAAAUAUUGAAUAAUAAGUAAUGUAAUCUGUUUAUGGAACUAGUAAGUUAUAUCAACAAAAAUGGGAAAUUAGUAAGAUAUAAAAACAAUAAAAGCAUGGAAAUGAAGAUGAUGUGAAUUUAUUAUGCUUCUUAAGUCCAUGUGUCUAAAAUCCAAUGUAAGUCUUUGAGGGCAAAGGAUAACUCGUAUCUUCUACUGUUCCCUUUCAAAAAGGAGGUAUCAUCCUUAAAUGAAUGCCUGCUAUGGCCUUGACUCGAUUUCUUAACAGUUUCUAAGGUUCUGUAUCUUUUUGUGGCUAUAGCUGUGGCAUGAUGAUGUAUAGCCCUGUGAAGUCAUAUCUUAUAUAUAUACUAUGAAUAUGGUUUCACCAAGCUAUAUCAGUGAAUUUCUAUUUUUUUGUUAAACAUGUGCUAUAAUUCAGAUGUAUUUCCUCUCCUUCGUCUCCCCCAUUGUCUAAUACACUUGAACUCUGUUUGAUGGAGUCGUUAACUUUUAUUUUGUUUUCACUUGCAAGUGAAAAAAUACAUUUCAAACUUCUGUGGCACCAGACAGGCAAAAAGUUGGCAACAGGUAUGAACUAUAGUGUACUUUAAUAGCAGACAAAAAAUUUCACAUACCAUUUCAGUUGAAGCUGUGCUUUUCUGAAAUAUAACCCUAAUGCUAAAUGAGGUAUGAUGAGAGAAAUUGGUGUUAUGUAUGUAAUGUUUGUUUUCAGUGAUUACAUUUUUUGUUGGUGAUUGAAGUAUACCACCGACAAAUACUUCUCAAACCCACAUCACAUUUGUAAUGACUAAUCAUAAAUGUCUGCAUCCAUACAUAAAAAAUGUUAUUUGCAGUACUCACUAUACCUUUGUUGCCAGAUAUCACUAAUGAAGACCAGGAAAUGUUGAGAAAUAUAUAACCACAACUGCACAUGUUCAAGUAUACACAGUGAUUAUAGCUAAGCAAUUACUCUUGCCUUACAUACAAGGGCUAUAUAUAUGUAUAUCUAGGCUUGUUUUAUGUUAAAUAUUUGUUUUUGUACGUAGGAGGAUACCACCGUAUGUAAAUGUUCAUAAUAUAUCCUGAGAUGGCCUUAGACUUCUAAAUUUCUUGCCCUUGAUGCCUAGUGUAUCUGAACUCUACUAUAGAGGUGGGUUGGUCUCUCUCAGAGAUAAUUAUCAGUAAGCCAAUGUUUCAUGAAGACUAACCAUCCCUUCAAGCACUAUAUGGGUGAUGUCAUGUUGAAUAAAAAAUAAUGGAAAA
Messenger RNA from Penaeus vannamei (Pacific white shrimp), 8789 nucleotides. RefSeq lists its product as uncharacterized. Gene Ontology annotation, cellular component: intracellular membrane-bounded organelle. NCBI's taxonomy places the organism in Eukaryota, Metazoa, Arthropoda, Malacostraca, Decapoda, Penaeidae. Gene Ontology annotation, biological process: autophagy. Gene Ontology annotation, molecular function: protein binding. The record is from RefSeq and is a predicted model, not a curated record.